This is a messenger RNA of Gordionus sp. m RMFG-2023, 330 nucleotides long. RefSeq lists its product as uncharacterized. NCBI's taxonomy places the organism in Eukaryota, Metazoa, Nematomorpha, Gordioida, Chordodea, Parachordodidae. Gene Ontology annotation, biological process: DNA integration. The record is from RefSeq and is a predicted model, not a curated record. Gene Ontology annotation, molecular function: nucleic acid binding. The transcript has a single exon. Bases 1 to 330 code for a protein of 109 amino acids.
AUGACAGUAGUGCCGAAUGGGGGUCCUGCUUUAAUUAGUAGACAAUUCAAAGUCUUUUGUGCAGAAACUGGAACGAAACACAUUUUAGCGCCGCUAUAUCAUCCUAGUUCAAAUAAACAAGAGGAGAAGGUGGUAGCGGUAAUCAAGAACUGGCUGAGAAAGUCAAAGGAUGGGAGCGGAAAGAUGUGGAUAUCAGUGGCGUAUUAUAACAACAAAAGAAAAGGGGAGGAGCCGUCGCCGAGGGAGAAGUUUUUAGGACGAAGAACUCGAAUUUGGUUGGGUUCAUUGACCGGCAAAUCAGGAAGAAAAACGGUUCGAGAUAGAGAAUGA